Molecule: messenger RNA, 1009 nt
Organism: Gilbertella persicaria
Lineage: Eukaryota; Fungi; Mucoromycota; Mucoromycetes; Mucorales; Choanephoraceae
Product: immunoglobulin E-set
Exons: 4
Coding region: 76-798 (240 amino acids)
Biological process (GO): signal transduction
Cellular component (GO): nucleus; cytoplasm; nucleotide-activated protein kinase complex
Molecular function (GO): protein kinase binding
Source: RefSeq, a predicted model, not a curated record
CUUUUUUUUUCCUCUUUUUGCGGGAACCGUCUGAUUUAUUUAUUUUUGUAUACAUACACAACAAAUUAAAAAAAGAUGUGGACCACUUCUUCUUUUCUUUCGUUUUCUUUUCGUUUUUUUAUUCUACAAAUCUUGAGAUUUAUUAUGCGUGAUUGGCUUGCUUUGCCCUUGUCUCCCACCACAAAUAAUAAUAAUAAUAAUAACAAUAGUAGCAGCAGUAAUGAUGAUGAUGAAGGCAUCAUGGUAGAUACUAUCAACCAAGAAAAACCUUCAACUUGGAUGUCUCUCUUAUUUGCUAUUGGUGCUGCUAAAAAAAUCAAGCAAAAGAGUACAGUAGCUAAAGAUGAAACACAUCCUCCACCUUGUUGUACAGAACAAGAGUUUGAACAACAGCAACAACAACAACAACAAGCAGCGCUACCUAGGAUUUUAUCUUCAAGUAGUCUUACAUCUUCCACUGAUUCAGACAAUUCUACACCAGCUUUAUCAGAAAUUAUUCAAUCUUCUAACAAAUACCCUUCUAACGCAUCUACCAAAAAGACAACCGAGGUUUUGAUUCGCUGGAACCAUGGAGGUAAAAAAGUCCAAGUAACAGGCGAAUUCGAUAAUUGGUCAGGAUCUGUUGAUAUGAUACCAGAUGCUGAAGAUGCACAUUGUUACAGUGUCUCUAUUCCAAUGAAUUUAACUAAAGAUGUUGAAUACAAAUUCAUUGUGGACGGUGAAUGGAAAUAUGCCAAGGAUCUUCCUCAUCGUACUGAUUGGCGUGGUAAUAUAAACAAUGUCAUUUAUAAAGAAUAAAACAAAUCGAAAAAAAGGGUAUCUAGUUAAAGACUAUGAGUUGCAUAUAACACAACAAAUACAAUGAUUAGAAUCAAAAGAAUCGAACUAAAUCCAAGUGACAUGAUUCUAUUUAACUUUUGCCAUCGAUCUGCCAUUUUACCACCUUUUUCCCUGACAUGUCUGGGCCAAAAGGAUCCAAUCCACCACAGAGGCGGGCAAAGAAAUCCAA